ACUACUCUCAAAUCCGCAACAGUGCGCAUGCGCCAGAUAUGCAUUUUCUGCUGUCACCUGCUGCUGCUGCAGAGAAACGACCUACAGUUGUGUCACAAUUACCCCGAGAAUAGCUGCACUCUACAUGUCCGGGCACAGGACAGCGGCUGGCGUACACACGGCAGGGUAUAUAUUUUACAGACGAGUGCAGUGCUGAUGCUGUGAUGCUGGCGGAAGAGGCUUUGCAGCACUGAGCCUCCCAUGGCUGUUAGCACCAUGGACUCCGAGUCAGCUCGAACACCCCAGCCUCAGGCUGCCCUGACUAAAGGAGGACACUCCCUCCUGCCUAUUGGGGCUAUGGGUGCCAGCCUGGGCCCUCAUGGAAAGCACUAUGUCUGCGGCUCCAUUGCAGCUUUUACCAACAUCAUGGUGACCUUCCCCAUCCAGAAGGUGUUGUUCCGCCAGCAGCUGCAUGGUGUGUUGGCCACUGAGGCGGUGCAGCAGCUCCAGAGGGAUGGGCUGAGAAAUCUUUACAGAGGCCUGCUGCCCCCGCUGCUCCAGAAGAGCACUACAGUGGCAAUCAUGUUUGGCCUGUAUGAGGACUUCUCCAGAGUCUUACUAGACCUGGCCGAUGGCAGCGGUGUGCCGGUGCUGGUCACCCGAAGCUUUGCUGCGGCAUUGGCCGGAACCGCGGAGGCCUUCCUGACGCCCUUUGAGCGCGUGCAGACACUCCUACAAGACCACAGGCACCACGGGCGCUUCAACAACACAGCCCACACUUUUCGAACACUUCUGUCUGAGUAUGGUGUCAGAGAGUGCUACCGUGGCCUUGUGCCCAUACUCCUCCGCAAUGGCCCUAGCAAUGUGCUCUUCUUCGGGCUCCGCGGACCCAUCAAGGAGCAGCUCCCAGAAGCCACUAGCCGGGCAGGUCACUUGGUUAAUGAUUUUGUGUGUGGAGGGUUGUUGGGGGCAGCCUUAGGAAUCAUGUUCUAUCCAUUAAAUGUGGUAAAGUCCAGGGCUCAGGCUCAGGUUGGAGGAGCCUUCCAGCCUUGCAGGGUGGUGCUGCUAACAGUGUGGAGAGAAAGGGGUGGUAGUUUGGCCAAGCUCUUCAGAGGGGCUCACCUCAACUACCACCGUUCACUGCUCUCGUGGGGUAUCAUCAAUGCAACCUAUGAGCUGCUUUUGAAGAUCAUGUGAAAGAGGGAAUGAGGACAGAGAAAGGAAAUGAAAGUAGGGAAAAAGCUGAAUUGAAAGGAAACUACAAAGUAAAGAAGAUGCACUUGCUGUCUGGCACUGUUUUUGGGAGACUGGAGUUUCCAUGACUGAAAGACUGCAGUGAAGUUGCACUUCUGACGGGGGCCAACAGUCAGUGUGACAUAAUCCACCUGCCAUUGUUACUAUUUACUGUUGUCAAAGUAUUAAAAACAAGAUGCACGCUUUAAGCCUAGACAAAACUUGUGCCAGGGUCCAAUUGAAAUGCCCUCGUUUGCUCCGUCUACAAAACUUUGUGGGAGCAAACCGAACGCUUUUUUUUUUCUUCUUCUUCCACAGUUUCAAACAAAGGUUACUUGACUGGAUUAACUGUUUUGUAAGAGAAGCUGUUUGUAUGUGCUGUGUGCUGUGGUGUGUCUUGUCUUGACAAAUUUCGUCUGUUAGACCAGGCGCACUUCCUCUGCAAGGCUGUUUUCUGCCACUUAACUGAAACACUUUUGUACUUCUGACCAUUGAAAUACCCCAAGAUUUACUUGAAAGUAGAAUGUUGGCCAUUUUACCUAUUUACCUACACCUAUAUGCUGAUGAGAUCAGAACUAAUAAUUGAUUGAAAUGAUUAAAAUCGGCGCUAUACAUGAUCUUGGAAAUACUGUAUAGCAGACACACACACAAAACGUUUUUGCAAAUUUGUCUCGGUUUAUUUUAUGAAGUGCUACUGGCAGAGUGUACAUGUUAUUGGAGUUUUGACAAGUGCCCAUUGAUGUAUAUGUGAGUAAAACAUACAGCUAUACCCAUAUCUAGUCUGUUUUUAUAAUUUAUUGAAAGGGAGAGAAAUAAUAUUGAAUCUAAAUUUCUAUGACAACAAAUAUUCCCACAGAAACUGGUUAAUCUAUCAAAAACCUUUACAGCGUCAGACCGACUGUUCAUAUUCAUUUGUUCAUGCGCCAUUGCUUCAUUUGUUCUUUUUUUGGAGGGGAUAUUGUUCUUUUAUUGAGUAUAAAAGUACUUCUCAAUGUUUGUUUCAUUUUUCUAAACUCAAAUAUUACUUGUUUUAUACAUGUAUAUCUCUCCCCUCCGCUCACUCUUGUAUAUCUGUAUCUCAUGCUUGCUCUCCUCUCUGUCUAUAACGUCUGUUGACAUAAUGGGCUCAGAUUUCAAGCUUGAGUAGAUGUAGUCACCACGCAGCAGCUCUUCCUCGGUCAGAGGAAGACCCAAAGAGUAAAGGCAUGCUGCUCGGGCACUGACAGAGAGAAAAGACCGGGGCAGAGGGUAAUGUUCAGUGGCACAAAAAGCUCAAGCUGCCAUCUAAAUGGAUGACUUGGCCUAUAUCUUCAGUUCUUUUCAUUUUGACUGUCUACAGUAUACAGUUUCAUGAGAUCUUUUCAGGAAUUUAUAGGAUUUCCUCUGUAUUGAAUUAGAUCUCGGAAGUGGGACACUAAUACACAAUGCUGUUCAUUUUUGCCACAUUUCCUGAAGCACAAGCCACCAGAUCACUAUGAAAAUAUCUAAUGAAAUGUUUCAUAUCUGUCCAUUAAAAGUGUUGACAGUGAAUA
Messenger RNA from Larimichthys crocea (large yellow croaker), 2744 nucleotides. It is a transcript of the gene slc25a51b, whose product is annotated as solute carrier family 25 member 51b. The record is from RefSeq and is a predicted model, not a curated record. Gene Ontology annotation, molecular function: NAD transmembrane transporter activity. The transcript is spliced from 2 exons. Gene Ontology annotation, biological process: mitochondrial NAD transmembrane transport. Lineage: Eukaryota; Metazoa; Chordata; Actinopteri; Sciaenidae. Gene Ontology annotation, cellular component: mitochondrion. The coding region runs from base 241 to 1176 and encodes 311 amino acids.